Exophiala spinifera is the source of this 1263-nucleotide messenger RNA. RefSeq lists its product as uncharacterized. The record is from RefSeq and is a predicted model, not a curated record. Bases 1 to 1263 code for a protein of 420 amino acids. Lineage: Eukaryota; Fungi; Ascomycota; Eurotiomycetes; Chaetothyriales; Herpotrichiellaceae. The transcript has a single exon.
AUGAAGCGUUUUUCGUCGAUUCUUCAACGGGCAAGAGGCAGAAAGCCUUCUCCUUCUCCUCCAAACUCACAAGCGCCAGCUCCCACACCGCCACAACAGUCCAAUACUCAGGCCUCAGGUGCUACUCUUAACAUCGCCUUGCAGAAUCAAACUACGUCGUCCACCGUAUAUGCGUACGUCACUGGAACUGCAAUUGACAACAACAAUGCUCUUUUUCUGCUAUCCUCCGACGGGCACACUCCUUACUAUCCUACCUCUCCUGGCGGGACAGGCUCAGCUCUUAGUCAGAAUUGUGCCAUCGCACUCGGUCCACCAGGAAACACGGUGAAUGUGACAAUCCCACACAUCGCUGGAGGGCGGAUCUGGUUCUCUGUUGGGUCACCCCUGACAUUUCUUCUUAACCCAGGACCAGCCUUGGUCGAACCAUCAGUAACGAACCCCUCAGAUCCCAACACGAACAUCAAUUGGGGCUUCGCCGAGUUCACGUUCAACAGUGAUCAGCUCUACGCAAACAUCAGCUACGUCGACUUUGUCGGUCUCCCCAUCGCUCUGACCUUGACUACGGUCAACAGUGGAACCCAGCACGUCUCAGGCAUGCCCGCCAACGGCCUCGACCAGGUCUGCAGUGGUUUGCGUGCACAACACGCUACCGACGGCAAAGGCUGGGAUCAGUUGGUCGUAACGCGUAACGGGCAGAACUUGCGUGCGCUCUCUCCCAAUCAAGGCAUGGUAAUGCACCCCGACCUCUUCAGUGGGUACUACGACGACUACGUGAAUCGCGCAUGGUCCAAGUAUGCCAGUCAGCAGAUGUCGAUUGACACGCAAGCUUCGUAUGGGACCGUGUCCGCACAAGUAUCCGCGGGCAAGUUGUCGUUUGGCGGUUCUGUAUUCUCCAAGCCGUCGACGCGCGAUAUCUUUACGUGCUCGACGGGGCCUUUUGCCACAGGGGCCAAUGCUGAGACCAACGCAAUCAUCCCUCGGCUUGCUGCGGCGUUCAAUCGAUCGACUCUACUGGUCAGCAACACCUUCCCCGCGGAUCAGAGCUUGUACUAUCAGGACCCUGUGACCAAUCACUACAGUCGCAUCGUGCAUGGCGUGAACCUCGACGGCAAGGGCUACGCCUUUCCAUAUGACGAUGUCCAGCCUACCAGUGGGAAAGAUCAGAGUGGUGAAGUGCACGCCGGAGAUCCAAAACUGUUCACCGUCACCGUUGGUGGUCAGAAUGCAUCUGUGGGCGUGCCCAAGGACAAAGAUGAGCUUUAG